AUGGAGAUGCAUAUUGCUGCCUGCGACAAAUUGGGGUACCUAAUCGGUGACACUCUGCAGCCUUCUAAGCUCUCCUCCACCUAUAGCAAAUGGUGUACAGAGAACUUUCGGGAAAUUGAUCAUUGCACUCCCAAUCGCUUGCACUGCGACGCUGACGUGACUGAGCGCCAGAUAGAACUGGAUCGUCUUCAUGUUCACAUUUUUCUUGCCGUUCUCGACCCUGAGUUUGAUCAAGUUCGAGGGGAAAUCCUACUCAAAGAUCCAAAAUUAGACCUUGACCAAACCUUUGCAUAUGUAUGUCGCGAAGCUCAACAACGACUGACCAUGGCCAGUGUUCCGGAAACUGUUGUCAUGGUCACUCAACGUCAAUGGGGCCCUCAGAUAUCUACCGAUGGUUCUUCUCAGACUAAGGUCAUAGGCUCUCGUCUGGAGCAUAAAUUCACUCACUGUGGUGGAAGCAAACAUUCCCGUGUUGGCUGUUACAAAUUGAUUAGGUACCCGAAUUGGUGGGAUCACUCCGAAACCCCCCGCAAGAAUAGUAGCAAAGCACUCAACACAUCUUCUGACUCAGAUCCUGUAAGUCCUGCUAUUUCAAUUACAUCGGCUCUCGCCUCUACAUCUGUAGCCACAACAGGUACCCAAGGUUAUGUUUUACAUAGUUCUUCAAAGAAACACACAUGGAUCAUUGACAUCGGAGCCACUGAUUAUAUGACCUUUGAUCCUGGACAAAUUGCCUCUCAUGCACCGCCUCCUCAAUUGGACAUUCUCAGCAGUAAGACGAUUGGUUGUGGUACUAGUAGGAGCAAACUCCAUUACCUAGACUUGGCAUCUGAUAGUGCAGCCAGCAUUAGUCAAGCUUACAAAAUUUGGGGUGCUAGUGUUGAGAAGCACAUUGCCGAAGUAUGGUUAUAG
Molecule: messenger RNA, 912 nt
Organism: Prunus armeniaca (apricot)
Lineage: Eukaryota; Viridiplantae; Streptophyta; Magnoliopsida; Rosales; Rosaceae
Source: the annotation of a GenBank genome assembly